GCUUCGUGGUGAUUGUCUUUGCCUCUCCCCAGGCUGAUCUUUGGCACGCUGUACCCGGCCUACUCGUCCUAUAAGGCCGUCAAGACAAAAAACGUGAAGGAAUAUGUAAAGUGGAUGAUGUACUGGAUCGUGUUUGCCUUCUUCACCACCGCCGAGACCCUCACCGACAUCGUGCUGUCCUGGUUCCCUUUCUACUUUGAGCUGAAAAUCGCCUUUGUGAUCUGGUUGCUGUCCCCGUAUACCAAGGGCUCCAGUGUGCUCUAUCGAAAGUUUGUACAUCCUACGCUCUCCAACAAGGAAAAGGAAAUUGAUGAAUACAUCACUCAGGCCCGGGACAAGAGCUAUGAGACCAUGAUGAGGGUGGGCAAAAGGGGCUUGAACCUGGCAGCCAAUGCUGCGGUCACUGCGGCUACCAAGGGCCAGGGAGUGUUGUCAGAAAAGCUAAGAAGCUUCAGCAUGCAAGACCUGACCCUGAUCCGAGAUGAUGAAGCCUUGCCCCUGCAUGGCCCUGAUGGCCGCCUCCGACCCUCAGCCGGUGGCCUCCUGGACCCCAUUGAAGACUUAGGGGAUGACCCUGGCCUGAGCCUUCGGUCCUCAAGUGGGAGCCAGUCAGACACACGAACAGAGGCCUCUGAGGAUGACAUGGGGGACAAGAACCCUAAGCGUGUCAAGUCAAUCAAGAAAGUGCCAAAAGCUGAGCCAAUCCCCAAGACGCUGAAGACCCGCCCUAAGAAGAAGCCCAUGAGUGGGGGAGAGUCGGCCUGAUGUGAGCCUUUCCCACCCCCCCCACCUCUGCGCAAAGACCCUGACGGGGGGAGCCGUGUACAGAACUGCUGCUGCUUCCUAGAUUGAGGGGUCCCCAGGGCCAAGGCCACUCCUGGGGCUUCCUAUCCUCAGGCAUACCCUCCAUGGGAGCAGCCCCUGCCCCCACCCCCUUCUCUCACCAAAACGGGAGGUGCUGCCUCUGGGGUCUCCUGGUGAGGUGUCUGGCCAGGGUUGGGUGGGCAGAUAUGAGGUCUGGGAGGUGCUUAGAGUAAGCUGACUGGAGCCAGGCAUUUUCUUGCUUUGGACCGCUGGUCUGGGAACACAUGGGCCAAGGUUAGGGAUGGGGGGUGGAGGAGGUUGUUAUGUCCAUGGAAGAACUGCCCCCUGGAAUAGCAGUAUUUGGGCCUUUUUGGUUGGAGGCUUGGGGUGUGUGUGUGUGUGUGUGUGUGUGUGUGUGUGUGUGUGUGUGUGUGUGUGUGUGUAAGAAGGGUCCUGAGGACAAAGCCAUUAGAGCAUCUCUCCUUUGUCUUUGUCCAUCAGCCUUCCUUCUUGAGUAGCCUCCCCCACUCUAGCCCACUGAGUGCCUUGCUGGAUGCCAUGGCAUGCCAUGGGGGAAGGGGCUAAGGGCCAGAGGGUUCCUCCAGCCUCACCUCCUUCUAUUCUACCCGCUUCACCCAUUCCUUUUUUUUUUUAUCAGAUCUUGGCUGCCCCAUAUCCUCUUGCUGAAAAAUGGGCUGAUGGGCUAAGCCCCCCACCCACUAAGUGUAGGCCCCUAGAAGGCUUCUCCUCCCCCAGGGAAAGUGGAGGGAAUGAGAACGCUGGGACCGUGUUGCCUCCACAUUGAAAGGGCUUAGAAGGAGCAGUUUCCCAUGGAAAGGCCAAAAUCACUGUAGCCAGGAUUUGGAGUGGGGUGGGGGGAGGGGGAGACCAGGCCUACCUGGAUCAACACUUUCCUCCGCUCUCCUCCCAGAGGCCAUUUCCUUAAAUAAUCCCUCUUUUCCUCUCCCUUCCCCUCUUAACUUUCCUGCUCCCCCAGCUUCUGUUCUUCUGGUUCCAAGGAUGAGGGUGGGGGGCGGGGAGAAGAGUCCCUUGGGAUGUUUGAAGCAAAACAGACUGACUUGGGCAAUGGGUGGGGGGGGGGAGGAUGGGAAACGGCUUCUAUGAGUGAACAUGUGAAACAGUAAGUGUGGUGUGUGUGAGCGAGUGUGUGAGUGUGAGUGUGUGUGUGUGUGUGUGUGAGAGAGAGAGAGAGAGGUGUUUUCAGUGGGGAACUUUCCUUGGGAAGCCAGGCAUGAGGCAGGACAAAGUAUGUGUUUUUGCCAGGACACAUGCAUGUCCCAGCUACGGAGUCUCAUCCCCUGGGCUAGGAAGGAGAGGAAGGCACUUGGGUUGUUGCUCCUCGGGUCUGUCUUUACCUCUGGGUCUCUUGGUCUUAGUCAAUGUCUUUGUGUCUCUGUGCAUGUGUCCCCACGUUCCCUACUCCCCUCCAUCCCUACUGCUCCCAGGGCUGGGGCCGGCCACCCAGUCGAUGCGCCCAGGGCUCUAAGAAUUCCUGUGCUAGUUGCCAUCAGCCCUACUCUCACUUUCCACACCCCAUCCUGCAGCUGCCCCAGGCUCCAGCUCCUGUUCGCCGUAGGAGAAUUGUGAGGUCCGGAUGGGGAUGGUGGGAGGCACUCCCCAAGCUCUGGUCCUCACUUCCCCUCCCAUCCCUCUGCAAGCCCAUUCCUGUCUGGGCCUUACCAGGAAGGAGAGAGCAGAGAGAAGGGAUUCCUGGGGACCCCCCUCCACGGAAGGAGCUGCUGAUGGGAACAGGACUGGGAUUGGGGGGUCUCUCCCUUCCCUCCUUCUCCACCCUUGCCUUUAGCUCCUGUCUUUCCUCCUCCCCCAGCAGUGAUUACACUGAACUGACCCCAGGCCGGAGGAUUUAAAAAAUUCUGUCCUAGGUCUUUGAAAAGUGGAAUGGAUCGGGGAACAUGUGCACAUGUGUGUGUGUGUGUAUAUCUUUGUGUGUGUGCAUGUGUGUGCUGUGCAUUGGGGGAAGUGAGGAAAGGGAAAGCUUGGACCCUGGGCCGGGGGAUGAUCCAAUAAACUAAAAUUCGGCCA
Messenger RNA from Trichosurus vulpecula (common brushtail), 2868 nucleotides. RefSeq names its product receptor accessory protein 2 (gene REEP2). The record is from RefSeq and is a predicted model, not a curated record. NCBI's taxonomy places the organism in Eukaryota, Metazoa, Chordata, Mammalia, Diprotodontia, Phalangeridae. The coding region runs from base 115 to 765 and encodes 216 amino acids. Gene Ontology annotation, cellular component: endoplasmic reticulum tubular network; endoplasmic reticulum membrane; cytoplasmic microtubule. Gene Ontology annotation, molecular function: taste receptor binding; microtubule binding. Gene Ontology annotation, biological process: endoplasmic reticulum tubular network organization. The transcript has 7 exons.